GCUCAGUACCACGCGAGGUAUCCAAGCCGCAGUGAAACCCUCCAUGCUAGUGAACCCCACCACAGUGACAGGAGGGAAGCUGGCUGUGGCCACUGUUCCCAAGCCCCGCGUGCAUUAGAGCCGCCUUGGCUUUCUGGCUGGAAGAUGAUUCCUGCAGCAGGAACAGGUUGCUGAUGAUGAACAGCAGAGUCGUUGGAAGAUGCCUUCCUUGAGGAUUACACGUGGAGCAAGGCCAUCAGUCAAGGGGAGAGCUGGCUGGUGAAACUGUCUGACUUUCCCCCACCGGGGAAGUGGCUUCAAUGGCUCCAUCUCCCAGGAGAAGCAGUAGGAAAGAUGCCAGCGCCUUGCCAAGCAUGUCCUCAACUUUCUGGGCUAUCAUGAUCCUGGCUAGUCUUCUAAUCGCUUACUGCAGUCAACUGGCUGCAGGUACAUGUGAGAUUGUUACUUUGGACAGAGAUAGCAGUCAGCCCCGAAGGACUAUAGCCCGACAAACAGCUCGCUGUGCAUGUAAAAAAGGACAGAUUGCCGGCACAACAAGAGCAAGGCCAGCGUGUGUUGAUGCACGAAUUAUCAAAACAAAACAGUGGUGUGAAAUGCUUCCGUGUUUAGAAGGAGAAGGCUGUGAUUUGCUAAUCAAUAAAUCAGGCUGGACCUGUACACAACCAGGAGGACGGAUAAAGACAACCACGGUCUCCUGACAAAUGCAGCAACACAGAAUCCUCGUAGGAGUGGUUUAGGCUCUCUGUGAGCUACUUAACUUAGUCAAGUUUCACUGCUGUUGAUCAUCAUCUGUUAUAUGUCAUCAACUCAACUGUCUGUUUCUCUGUAUCUCAUGAAUGACAGCAUAAUUCCUCUGCAUUAUGAGCUAAAGUUUGUUCUACCAUUCUAAGGAUCACUGGACUAAGGAAUAUAGAAAAAGAGAUAUGCUUGGGCAUUAGCAAUACAAAAAAGUUCAUGGUUAACGUUUCAUCUGCGUUAUACACCACUGCUGGACUUGCUGUUACCUACAUGUUUCAAUCCGAAGAGUCUGCUACAAUGAAGAGUAUCAUCCCAAUCAGCCUUAGAGAAGACUGUUUUGCCUAUGGGAGGACACUGAGGUGCAAAAGAGAAACUCUUCUUGUGCCCUAAACUGUCUGAAUUGCUUUUAUUUUCUUAUACUUUCAGUAUUUACAAUAGACCAAAGAGCAAAAUCUAUUUUAAAGUGGACACAAUCUUACUCUUAAGAGAGUUAUGUCAUUAAAUUGAAGGAGGUCUCUACAAAGACAUGAUUCCAGCUUUCACAAAG
Molecule: messenger RNA, 1285 nt
Organism: Poecile atricapillus (Black-capped chickadee)
Lineage: Eukaryota; Metazoa; Chordata; Aves; Passeriformes; Paridae
Product: chemokine-like protein TAFA-5
Exons: 4
Coding region: 300-698 (132 amino acids)
Biological process (GO): G protein-coupled receptor signaling pathway
Molecular function (GO): G protein-coupled receptor binding; receptor ligand activity
Source: RefSeq, a predicted model, not a curated record